GGACAAUAUCAGUCUGCCCCUCCACACUACAGAAAUGUGUUAUAUUUAAUGAAACUAUUACAGAAGUGUUGGGGAGAUUGGGGUUAGUUGUAACACCAUGAAUUACAGUGGUUAGGUGACACACACUCUGCACAUGCUCAGUAGUGUGCUCUAGCCCAAGGGCUCCCAAACUUUUUGAGCAAAUGACCCCAAAUGGACAUUAUGAAUUUUCUUCAACCGAAUGCCUUUACCACACUACUACUACUAAAAAAAAUAAAAUAAAAAAAAAUUCAACUUUAUGAAUUAUUCUCAAUUACAAUUUCAAUUAUUUGUUCUUACAUAAUGCAACUGAAAUAUUAUGCAAUUUAUUUAGAAAUUUACAUCACACCAAACAGUGCAAACGAUAAUUAUUUUAAAGAAAGGAUAUUUAAAGAAAGGAUUUUUUUUUUAAACAUUGUUCGCACUUUAUGCUAUAGAUGGCGCUGUUACUAUUUUUGCACAGCAACCGAAAAGACAAGUUUGGGCAUUCUUCUCAAAUCCGAGUUCCCCAAAUCAACAUGGCUGAUAUAAACAGCAUCAGAAAUAAACACUGUAAAAGAACUAUGUACAGUACUAAGUACAGUCUCCUCUGAAACUACUGGAAGAGAAGAGAAGUUAGAACGCCCUGCAUACUGAUUUUCCUCACAGCUACCAGGCUCACAACAAUGUGAUCUAUUCUCAGUAUUUAUGUCCAGAAGAAAAGUAAAAAAAAAAAAAAAAAACAGGAUAUAUAUGUGUAAUCAAACACAAUUCUCAUCUUUACUCUUACACACGUUUAUGCAUUUUAUAAAUGUGCAGAGAUUUUUGUAUGAUUUAAUUCUUUUAAUCUUCAGCACGGCUUGUGCUUUUUAAAUACCUGAUUAAUAUUUUAAGACUAGCCGAACAUAUAUCACAUCACACAUUCUCUGAUUUAAAGCUAAUAUAAAUAAAUAAAUAAAUAAAUAAAUAAAUAAAAGAAAAGAGCAGCAGGUUUAACAUGUCCUCUUUUUGAUUUUGUAAAAACCGAAAAUGCUACAUUUUGUACAGGUUGUAAAAGAUUAAUUAGAUCUGAGAUUAGAUUAGAUGAAUUAGCUCUUUAGCACACUAAACUGUGUCCAGAUGUGAGACAAGUUUGAGAGAGGAAACUAAUCGUCACUCCUUUGACAACCACAAUAUUAUAAUACAUAUAUAUACAUAUCACACAUUCUGAAUUGACGUGAUGAUGCACGGCCACACUACUUUGCAUAAAUAAGCACCCAUGUAUAAUCAUAAAUGGUCAAAAUCGGAGCACUCGGCUCCUGAACACUGCUUAUUGCGGAUUGCAUGAAGCGUGUGAAAAGGUCCAAGAAGAUGAUUGUCAUCGACAGUGAAGUAAAGUUACUGUUGCAUGAAGUUGAGCAAAACAAAAAUGCUUUAUUUGACACUUGCUUUGUCUAAUAAUUUUUUUUUUUUAGAAAAGAUGAAGAAGAAUUUAUAAGUGCAUGUUUGAAUUCUAUAGUCCCAAUUAAAUUUAGAAAUUCAUCAUUCCAAAUACGGUUUUGGAAAUUCAAUGUGUUAUGAGUUUUUACUCACACACAGCUGUAUGCUUUAACAGUACUGAGUGUGCUGAAAAGAUCUUCAGUACGAGCAUUAGGGCCUUUUAUGAUUUCAUGACCCUGAUCACACCCUGGAUAUUUUUCACCACAGAUACAAGUAUAAGAAUACAAGUAUUGGGUUUCAGUAAUACUCAAGUAAAGUAUACGGACAUAAAAUGAUACUUUUUAGGUGUAUGAUGACUUUUAGGUCUAUGAUGUAGACUAUAAAGCACUUCUAUAAGCUGCUCUGGGUGGAAAGUGUCUGCAUAAUGAUAUAAAUGUAAAGGUUUUGAGUGUUGAAUUCUGACACAGAGAAUUUAUGCAGUCCAUUGGCCAUGUCUAUUGAGAGUCUAAAGAGAGUAAUUGUAGACAUGGGCCUCAAAAAGUGUUUGAUGAUGUUUGAUGUGGUCUCACCACAUCUUCCUGCCCAGUUUACACACAGAGUUCUUCAGCGCUGGGGGCUACGGUGGAGACUGUAGAGAUCUAGACUUAAAACAGAUUGAAGUCUCAUUGUAGUUCCAGUGUCUUUAUAGGGAGAUGAUGAAAUCAGUUUAUGAAAACUCGAGAUUUGCAGCACACAGCAGUUCAGCUGAUCUAAACGACAGCACGGACUCGUAUGAAGAUAUCUACGCAAAUGAAGAUGUAAUAGAAAUGCAAGUGACCAGAAGCAAUAAAGAGGCUAUGACUUCAGAACCAAACACCUCAGGACAUAGAUGCUACAGACUGGCUGUGGUGUGUCUGCUGAUGCUGAUUGUUCUUCUGCUGGCUGCCAUCGCAAUACUGUGGUUCAAGCUGACUACAAAGAAAGACCAAAUACAGACCAGUAAUAACAACAUGACUACACACAGAGACCAGUUACAGACCAGUUGCAGCAACCUGACUGCUGAGAGAGACCAGUUAACGACCAGUUAUAAAAAAUCAGCUGAAGAAAGAGACCAGUUUCUGAGGAAGACAGAAGAACUCCAGAACAGGAUUUCUCAACUGGAGAGAGAUAUUAACACACCAGGAUGGAAAUACUUCAGCUCCAGUAUUUACUACAUCUCUACUGAGAAGAAGAGCUGGAGUGAGAGCAGACACGACUGCCAGGGAAGAGGAGCAGACCUGGUGAUCAUAAACAGCAGAGAGGAACAGGACUUUGUUGAGGUGUGGAGAAGAGGUAAAUCUGCUUGGAUUGGUGCGACUGACAGAGACAUGGAGGGGGUCUGGAAAUGGAUGGAUGGUACAGCAGUGACCAAUGGGUUCUGGAGACAGGGUGAACCCAACAAUGUUGGGGAUGAGGACUGUGCUGUAUCUGGCUAUCAGUCUGAGCCUGUACCAAAUUGGUUUGAUGUAUCCUGUGCUCUGCAGAAUGUUUGGAUCUGUGAGAAGAGAAUUAAUAGAUCUCCAAGUAAAAGACAUCGAAGGCUCUUUGUAGAUUCAGCGUCUUUUUACGGACGGGAACGUGAACAAAACAUGAGUGAAUCGGUUUAUGAAAACAUAGUAUUUUUGCCAGGCAGCAGCUCAGCUGUUCUUAAGGAUGAUAGGAAUUCAUGUGAAGAUAUCUACAUGAAUCAAGUCAGAGAAACUCAAGUGACCGGAUGCAAGAAAGAAACUAUGACUUCAGAACCCAGCAUGGUAGGAUGCAGAUGUUUCACACUGGCUAUGUGUCUGCUGAUGCUGGUUCUUCUCUUGCUGGCAGCUACUGCAAUACUGUGGGUCAAUUUUAACAACCUGACUAUAGAGAAACACCAUCUACAGACCAGUUACAAUAAUCUGACUACAGAGAGAGACCAUCUACAGACCAGUUACAAUAAUCUGACUAUAGAGAAACACCAUCUACAGACCAGUUACAAUAAUCUGACUACAGAGAGAAACCAUCUACAGACCAGUUACAAUAAUCUGAUUAUGAAGAGAGAUCAGUUAGAGACCAGUUACACCGACCUGACUACAGAGAGAGACCAGUUAGUGACCAGUUACAAAAAUCUGAUUGCUGAGAAUGAACGGUUAAAGACCAGUAACAAAAAAGUGGCUGAAGAGAGAGACCAGUUUCAGAAGAACAGAGAAGAACUCCAGAGGGGGCUUUCUCAGCUGAAGAGAGACAUUAACACACCAGGAUGGAAAUACUUCAGCUCCAGUAUUUACUACAUCUCUACUGAGAAGAAGAGCUGGGAUGAGAGCAGACACGACUGCCAGGGAAGAGGAGCAGACCUGGUGAUCAUAAACAGCAGAGAGGAACAGGACUUUGUGGAUGUGUGGAGAAGAGGUGAGGCGGGUUGGAUUGGUCUGACUGACAGAGAAAGGGAAGGGGUCUGGAAAUGGGUGGAUGGUACAGAAUUGACCAAUGGGUUCUGGGGUGAUGGAGAACCCAACAGCAAAGGUGAUGAGGACUGUGCUUUAUCUGGCUAUUGGUCUAAAUCUGCCCUGAACUGGGUUGAUAUUUCCUGUAAUGACCGGUUUGUCUGGAUCUGUGAGAAGAACAUUUUGAGCUGAAAUGUGAUAUAUGAAUGAAAUUGAUUUCAGAUCAUAAGUUUUUUUUUCUUUUUCUUAAAUAAUCUGAUGUUUGUAUUAGUGGAGAGAGAAUAAAACCAGCCCGACCUUCUCCCAGGAACACAUCACAGGAACUGUACCACAGAAGUAGCUGUUGUGUUGUUAGCUCUUUAUGCUAAUACAUUUUCUUUUACAUUUACAUAUUUCUACUUUGAUGGAUAAGGUUAACCUUGUAAAAUCUGACUUUAUUCAUUUAUACAGGAAAACUUAAUAAACAUGACGAAGCAAUAAAUUAGUUCUCUGUCAGAAAUUACUCACAGGUGCACGAGGUAAGACA
Messenger RNA from Ictalurus punctatus (channel catfish), 4374 nucleotides. RefSeq lists its product as uncharacterized. The record is from RefSeq and is a predicted model, not a curated record. Gene Ontology annotation, molecular function: signaling receptor activity. The transcript is spliced from 10 exons. The coding region runs from base 2109 to 4040 and encodes 643 amino acids. Lineage: Eukaryota; Metazoa; Chordata; Actinopteri; Siluriformes; Ictaluridae.